AUGGACAUGUUUGUAAGUAAGCUUGUUUUUGGUGCUAUUUUUGCAGCUAUGGUGCAUUACAUAGGUGCUCAAAAUGUGUACAUUGUUGGAGAUGGCUUAGGUUGGGAUAUACCCCAAAAUAGCUCAGUCUCAUAUGCCAAUUGGGCUUCGGGCAAAACCUUCAUGGUUGGCGACAUCCUAGUGUUUAACUUCGUGACCAACCAACACGAUGUCCUUCGAGUACCAAAGUCUUCCUAUGAUGCAUGUAGCGACGACAAUGCCAUAGGCAGUACCAUCACAACUGGACCAGCAAACGUAACUCUUGACUCAGCAGGCGAGCACUACUACAUUUGCACCAUCGGCAGCCACUGCCAAGCGGGGCAGAAGCUUGCUAUAACAGUCUCAGCCACGCCAGGGGCCAAUCCGCCAACUUCCACCCCACCAACCACCCCUACAACCCCUUCUCCCACCUCAAGUCAGCCCGAUGCAUGUGCACCUACUCCGUCAUCAACUCCCAAUGCCGGUGGGCCUACGGCUUUGGCAAAACCACCUUCUGCUGGCAUCCCUCCUCCUGCACCUGGUUCUUCCUCAACGCAUGUGUUUGCAAGUUUCUUACCAGUUCUGCUGUCCAUUGGAGCUGCGUUGGUUAUUUAA
Fraxinus pennsylvanica is the source of this 633-nucleotide messenger RNA. Lineage: Eukaryota; Viridiplantae; Streptophyta; Magnoliopsida; Lamiales; Oleaceae. The record is from the annotation of a GenBank genome assembly.